Mitosporidium daphniae is the source of this 714-nucleotide messenger RNA. RefSeq names its product beta type subunit of proteasome. Gene Ontology annotation, molecular function: peptidase activity. The record is from RefSeq and is a predicted model, not a curated record. Gene Ontology annotation, cellular component: proteasome core complex; nucleus; cytosol. Bases 1 to 714 code for a protein of 237 amino acids. The transcript has a single exon. Lineage: Eukaryota; Fungi; Microsporidia.
AUGGAGUUUCUGCUUGGUAUCAGAGGCCGUGAUUUCGUCUUACUGGCAUCAGACCUCCUUUCCAUUAGAUCCAUAAUGGUUCUUUCGUCUGAAAAAUCCAAAUUUACCCCGCUCUCGCCAACCCUACUUCUUUCGUGCGUAGGAGAAUCCGGAGAGGCCGAUCGUCUCAAGGAGAGAUUGGUUGCCGAGUCGAAUCUAGCAGCCUUGCGUAUGGGCGGUCGUCAUUGGAACCCGUCCGAAGCAGCUCAUAUCAGUAGAACGAUGAUUUCAAAAUCUCUUCGUACGCGAUCUCCCUAUGGUGUAAAUUUACUGAUUGCUGGAAUUAAUCUGGACGCCAAUGGUGAUAAGAGUAAUUGUGGCGAUCUUUUUUGGCUGGACCAUUUGGGAUCGCUGCAGGCGCUUCCAUUUGCUGUGCACGGAUAUGGCGCAUAUUUCUGUUUGGGGCUUUUAGAUGCUCAAUAUUCUCCAGAUCUUACGCCUUCUGACGCUAUACGAUUGGUUGCAAAUAUUGUACACGAAUUGCAAACGAGAUUCAUUGUUCAAAUGCCUAAACUAGAGCUACGCCUUGUUAAUGCGUCUGGAACGCAUUUGGUUUGCAUUGAGGACUGGAGAGUUGCCCCGUCUUCAUUUACAUGGAAUAUCUCUGGCCUGCUGCCAAGGUCCGAUGUACAAUUACAGCCGCCAUCGGUCCCCCUUAUGGAGGUUGAUGAAUAA